Orussus abietinus is the source of this 3374-nucleotide messenger RNA. RefSeq lists its product as uncharacterized. The record is from RefSeq and is a predicted model, not a curated record. Gene Ontology annotation, cellular component: membrane. The transcript has 12 exons. NCBI's taxonomy places the organism in Eukaryota, Metazoa, Arthropoda, Insecta, Hymenoptera, Orussidae. Bases 1106 to 2953 code for a protein of 615 amino acids.
UUGUCACAAAGAAAUGAGGAAACAUUUACAAAAAUGUAUUGGACAAAUUACAUUUUUUUUUUUCUAUUAGCACGUGGGUAAUCUCGAUUAAGUGAAACUGUUUCCUCGUCUUAUCAUUCAACGUUUCCUAUGAGUUCCUGUUAUCUGUUUCUUUCUCGGCUCACAAUUGGACUGGAAAUCAAUUCAUAAAUUGAUAAAUCACUUAACAGUAUUUAAUAGAAUCUCGAGUAAGAAUUAUUCCUAUUAACCCUUAGUAGCACGAAAUAUUUGUCCUAUAUAUUUUAUUUAUUAUAGUGGAAAAAUAUGGAAAAUACUGUCACAAACGAUUGUAAGAGAAUGCUGGCUCGUCACGGGGCUGACACGUGUCUUUAAAGCGAAAAUUUAGUUGCAGCUAAACGUCACAGAUGGCGACGUUCGUCCUAAAAAGUCGUCGGAAUAAUGAUUUCACGGUAUUUCGACAGUUUUACAUCGAUCUCUUCGCCAUUACAUUGCCGAAAUUACAUAUGGAACGUUUCAGUUCGUAUAAUUCUCAACGUAGACUGUAAAAGACUUAAACGUAAAUAUAAAUGUCGGUAACGGGACGCGCCAGCUUAUGUUACUACUUUAGUACUCAAAACGGCAUUACCACCAAAAAGGGCAUACAUGAAUUUUAAUUUAUCGGCGCCUUUCAUAUCAUCUUGAAAAUAUUUUGUGUCACUUAGAGAGUGAAUGAAACAAUGCCUCGAGAUCUCCAGUCACUGCAGGAAACUACGGUGCCUAGAUGGCGCUAAUUCAUUAUCUACAGUAUGAACGUCACACACUCUGAUGAUUAUUAUCGCGUUCCGGGAAAUUUUCAACAGUUCAUAACUAGAAGUCAAAAGUACGGUCAUGGAUAAAAGAUAAUAAGUAACGUCCAAGAAAUGUACCAUUUUCUUUUUAUAUUUCUAAUUGUACAUAGGAAUACGUCACGUGGAAAUAUGUGAUUUAAUUUACGGGUGCGAAUAGUGUACCAAUAACAUGAUAUAUAACAAAUAUUAUUCUAAAGCUUACGUGACUCGAGUUAUGUGCCCUGCGUGGAAGGACUUGGGGGAUCGCAAGCUCUGAAAGACAAUAAGGAAGAGGGAAGAUGAAGUGCCCCGGAACGGUCCUCCUCGUCGCCCUAGGACUGGGACUUGUGCAUGCCUGGGAGUUGACAACUCGCUGCCCUCCAGUCCGGCUGGCAAACGGAAGACUGCGAAGUCGCGCCCGGGGCAGAGUCGUCCGAUUCAGCUGCUUCGAAGGGUACACCCUCGUCGGUAACAAAUACUCAACUUGCAUCCGGGGACAGUGGGACACCCCAGCGCCGGUCUGCGUCAACGCUCUAUGUUCACCCUUGGCAACCCCUGAACACGCUUUGGUGGCUUCGAAAUUCAACGGCGCCGUGUUAAUGUAUUUCUGCGAACCGGGUUACACCCUGGUCGGAGGUACUGAGAUUUACUGCGAUGGUCGACAGUGGAAUAACACGGCUCCAUAUUGUAGAGAUACCAGCGCGGUGGCACCGACGGAGUGCGAUUUCGAGAAGACAGAUUUGUGCUGGUGGGAACAAGAUCCAAAGCACGACUUCGACUGGAAAAGACACAAUUUCGAGACACCUAGUGCUCACAUUGGAACUGGUCCCACAUACGACCACACACUCGGUGCCGGAAACGAUGGUCAUUACUUAUACAUCGAGGCGUCGGGUCGACUGGAGAACGACACUGCGAGGAUAAUCUCACCAAUUUACAACCACGUACUUACAAACGGAGGAUGCUUCACAUUUUGGUACCACAUGUACGGAUCCACAAUUGGCGCUCUUCGGGUUUAUUUUAAACCGGAAACUGAAAGUACACCACGUUUGAUGUUUUCUAAAGAGGGAAAUCAGGGUAACCGAUGGUUGCAAGGCAUGUUUUAUUUGCCUCCAACUCGCCAAAAUUUCCAGAUCAUCAUCGAGGGUGUACGGGGUUCCAGUUACGUCAGCGAUAUUGCCGUGGAUGAUGUCGCCAUUUUGUCCCAAAGUAGCUGUAAGAAGAUACACGAAAACAUGACGUCGGAAAUCGAUGAUGAUCAAACCGAAAUUAAUAAUGCCAUGCAGAGCUGUCGAGGGAGAUGCGGAGCUUCUUUCGAAAACUCGGCAAUGGUUACUCCAUCUACUGCCUGCCAAUGUACACCAGACUGUGCAGAAAGCUCAACAUGCUGUCCUGAUUUCGCAGAAUAUUGUAUUUUAGACGUGACGAAUUUUUCGGACGAAGCCGCAGAAGGAACCACCGGGAUGUUCGUAGGGACUCUUCAAGAUUGGACCGUGGAACCUACGGAAAGUCCAAAAUCACAAACGGUUCGAAUUCAAGAUCCUGUAAAUCCGAAAUACGUCCCUGGACAUAUAAUUCCGACGAAUCCGGCUGACGAUCUCGAACCAAACCCGUCCAAAAUCCCAGAACAAGCGGAAGUGUUUCCGGAAAGACCGCCCGAUAUUGCUGACAAUGCAACGCAAUCGACUUCGACAAUGAGAACAAUACUCGUUGGACCAACGGCAUCAUCGACGACGAGUACAACUUUAACCACAAAAACGACAAAGGCAGUAAUCGACAAAGGCACUACUACCGUAUCAAAAUUAUCAAUGCGGAGCACAACAAUGUCAAAAAUGACUACAAUGUCGGAAACCACGAGAAGCAACGAAGUCGGAAGUCCAACUGAUUUUCAUGCCCUAAAAAUCGAGAAUUCACAACUGCAACAUGGAACGACACUAGGAUUGCCAGGAAUAAUCGGCAUGCUGAUCGGUAUUCUUGGCGGGGUCUUUAUAGUAACGGUCUCGGCAAUUGCGAUUUUUAAAAAACGGAAAAGUUACAAACGAGGUGCCGGGGGAUCGGCACUUUCGGAAGACAGCGACGUCCGAUUUUUGACUUCUGACGAAGUCUUGGAUUUUAAUCUGGCGAAGCCUAUCGACUACGAGGAUCUUUAAAAGUAGUGUUGGACAGAUCCAAUCGUGAAUCUUAGCGCUAGUCACAAUCACUGAGCGAAGGAAAUGCUCAAUACCUGAAACAUGCCAAAUAGAGGCUGCAGAACGGAAUCCAGUUGGUCAGUUUUCGAGGAUGGGUAUUUUUCAUCACUACCGUGUGUACUCUUCGACCGAUUGUGUUAAAAAAGACCAGAGUUUGCUUCCUCAAGGCAUUAAAUUUACCAAGUUACUAAGGAUGACCCUUUACCUUUCUCGUAAACACUUUCAUCAGCAAACAGAAGUACGAAGUUCCAUGAAGUAUUUUGCAAUCUAUGGACAUCGAACGUUUAGUUAACUAGAUAUGUAGAUAAUAAUUUGGAAAUAAGGCUAAGGUGUAAUGCAUUGGUUGCAUGUUAAAUGUAGAAUAAAUAGACGCGAAGUUUGC